Sceloporus undulatus (fence lizard) is the source of this 1592-nucleotide messenger RNA. Its product is annotated as protein ALP1-like. The coding region runs from base 233 to 1507 and encodes 424 amino acids. NCBI's taxonomy places the organism in Eukaryota, Metazoa, Chordata, Lepidosauria, Squamata, Phrynosomatidae. The record is from RefSeq and is a predicted model, not a curated record. The transcript has 3 exons.
UUGCUUGCAACAACACUUGCGUCCUCCUCCCAUUGGGGUGCUUUGUGCAAACUCCCCACAUUUGCAGCCUGACCCUCUUUGCAGGGAUUUGGAAACCCUCCUUGCAUUUGGCACAACGCCCCUGCAAGGGAGGAGGGAUCACUGCCUCCUGGAUACAGUGUUGCCACCCAUCCAUGUGACCCAUCGCACUGACGCCACACACAUCUGUAGACCACAACCAGCUAGUGAGAUCAUGGACGCAGCAUCGUCUGUGGGGGCAGCACUAGCACUCACCCUGCAAUCUGCGGGUACAGCAGCCAGCGCAUUGGUGCUCUCACCAACAACAUCGAUACCCGCAGGCACCCAGAUGAGUGACCACAUGCAGCAGACUGAGACAGCCAUUGUAGCGGGUGCCGUAGCCGUUCUACACAAUAAUGCUGCAGCUGCCGUCAUGAUAGCAUCAACCAGGUGCCCACGCCGCUGGUGGAUGCGUCCAAGAAGCACUGCGUGGUGGGAUGGGUUUGUCAUGUCUGUCUCCUCAGAUGAGCAAUGGCGGCUGUUCUUCCGAAUGCCCCGUGCCCUCUUCUACAGGCUAGUGGAAGAGCUGCGUCCAGAGCUGGAGAAGACGGACACCGUCAUGCGAAGAGCCAUCCCAGUGGAGAAGAGGGUUGCCACGGCCCUCUGGGUGCUUGCCCACCGAGGCAGCUACAAGCAAAUUGGCCAGCGUUUUGGGGUUGGUGCUGCCACCGCUAGAGAGGUAUUAGUGGAAUUUGCCCUGGCCAUGAGGAAGCAUCUGCUGCCACGUACUGUGUACCUGGGGAGUGUCCAUGAGAUCAUGGAUGGUUUCGCUGAGCUGGGCUUCCCGCAAGUAGUGGGUGCUGUGGAUGGGUGCCGCUGUCUGAUCGUUCCACCACUGCGGCAGAGAGAACAGUCCGCCAACCGCAUGGACAGCUACUCCAUUCUUCUCCAGGGGACCUGCGACCACACGGGGCGUUUUGUGGAUGUGGAGAUCGGUGGUAUACACAAAGCACGUGUCAUCUGUAACUCUGCCAUCUUCAAGGGCAUGGAGGCGGGCACUUUUGUGCCAGGGAACCCAACCAUCACCAUGUGUGGCCAGCAGAUUGGCCCUCUCCUGCUCUCCAACAGUGACCAUCCCAUUCGGACGUGGCUCAUGAAGCCGUACCCGGGGGCCACCAAUGACAAGGAGAGGCUCUUCAAUGAGAACCUGAAUCGCGCUAAGCGUGUUGCGGAAAAGGCAUUCAGCCGCCUGAAGGCGCGGUGGAGGUUCCUCACUGCCCCGCUGCAUGUGGGCAAGGAAAACCUCAUCCCCAUCAUAGCCUCAUGUGUGGUCCUGCACAACCUGUGCGAGACAAAGGGCAGGGUCUUGGACGAGGGCCACCAUUACAGGCGCAACUCCGAGCUGCCCACCCCGAGGGCACCCUUGGUGGAUGAUGAGGAUGAGAAAAAGCGGGAGGGUGAGGCAGUGAGAGAGGCGCUGGCACAGUUCUUCCACACUGGGAGGACAUGACAUUGCCGCCUUAUGCGCGUGUGACCUCGGGGCGCCAGUGCAGCUUGUGAUGCAGAGCAAUUCAAUAAACAUGUCCUAUCAUCCA